CCAGCAACGGGAACGGAGUCCACUGAAGCUGGGGUUUGGUGGAGGAGCAGCGGCAGAGGCAGCAGCAGCUUCGGCGGUGUCCGGAGCGCAACCAGCCCAGUGAGGCCGGCCACCGGCUCUGCAGAGAACAGCUCCUUCUCCUGUACCAAGAACCGAGCUUGCUAGAAGCCUGUGUGGGCUGCAGCCGAGGAGGUGCGCUCGGUCGCUAGCCUCAAAGAUGCUGCUGGGGAUGCUAUGGUGGGUGCCAGUCCUGCUCGCGCUGGGCGUGGGGAGCAGCAGCAGCAGUGGCAGCAGCCGCCGUCGCCGCCUGCUCGCGGCUAAAGUCAACAAACACAAACCAUGGAUUGAAACCUCAUACCAUGGAGUCAUAACUGAGAACAAUGACACUGUUAUUUUGGAUCCACCUCUCGUUGCCCUGGAUAAGGAUGCCCCGGUUCCUUUUGCAGGUGAAAUUUGUGCUUUUAAAAUCCAUGGUCAAGAAAUGCCCUUCGAAGCUGUAGUGCUAAACAAGACAUCCGGAGAAGGUCGGCUCCGAGCAAAAAGCCCAAUUGACUGUGAACUCCAGAAGGAGUACACAUUCAUCAUCCAGGCCUAUGACUGUGGUGCAGGACCUCAUGAAACCAACUGGAAGAAGUCUCACAAGGCAGUGGUCCACAUUCAGGUGAAAGAUGUGAAUGAGUUUGCACCAACUUUUAAGGAGACCAUAUAUAAGGCUGUGGUGACUGAGGGGAAGAUCUAUGACAGCAUUUUGCAAGUGGAAGCCAUAGACGAAGACUGUUCUCCCCAGUAUAGCCAGAUAUGCAAUUAUGAAAUCGUCACCAGUGAUGUGCCUUUUGCCAUUGACAGAAAUGGUAAUAUCAGAAACACAGAGAAACUCAGCUAUGACAGGCAACACCAGUAUGAAAUCUUGGUCACUGCCUUCGACUGUGGCCAAAAACAUGCAACAGAAAGCGUCAUAGUACAAGUGGAUGUGAAACCUGUCUGUAAACCUGGCUGGCAAGACUGGGCCAAGAGAAUCGAGUAUAAGCCUGGUUCAGGGAGUAUGCCCCUGUUUCCCAGCAUCCACCUAGAAACUUGUGAUGGGCCAGUUUCCUCAAUCCAGAUAACCACAGAACUACAGACUAAUUACAUUGGAAAGGGAUGUGACCGAGAGACAUACUCAGAGAAAUCUCUUCAGAAGUUAUGUGGAGCUUCUUCAGGAGCCAUAGACCUCUUGCCUUCUCCCAGUGCAGCCACCAACUGGACAGUUGGACUUCAGGUGGACAAUAAUGACAUGAUCUUCAAAUUCGAUGGCAAGCAGGGUGCAAAGAUUCCAGAUGGGAUUGUCCCCAAGAAUUUAACAGACCAGUUCACAAUCACCAUGUGGAUGAAACAUGGCCCAAGCCCUGGAGUGAGGGCAGAAAAAGAAACCAUUCUCUGCAAUUCAGAUAAAACUGAAAUGAACCGACAUCACUAUGCCCUCUAUGUGCAUAAUUGCCGCCUUGUCUUCCUUUUGCGGAAGGACUUUGACCAAGCAGAUACCUUUCGACCAGCAGAAUUCCACUGGAAGCUGGAUCAGAUUUGUGACAAGGAAUGGCAUUACUACGUUGUCAACGUGGAGUUUCCUGUGGUCACCUUAUACAUGGACGGCACAACAUAUGAGCCUUACCUCGUGACAAAUGAUUGGCCCAUUCACCCAUCACACAUAGCCAUGCAACUCACUGUUGGCGCAUGCUGGCAAGGAGGCGAAGUCACAAAACCACGGUUUGCUCAGUAUUUCCACGGCAGCCUGGCCAGUCUCACAAUCCGCCCAGGAAGAAUUGAGAGUCAGAAAGUGAUUUCCUGCUUGCAGGCCUGCAAGGAAGGUUUGGAUAUUAAUUCCCUGGAGAGUCUCGGCCAAGGAAUAAAGUAUCACUUCAAUCCUUCCCAGUCAGUUCUUGUCAUGGAAGGAGAAGACAUCGGGAAUAUAAAUCAGGCUCUCCAGAAAGUGUCCUAUAUCAACUCCAGGCAAUUCCCCACCGCAGGAGUCAGGAGGCUCAAAGUGUCAUCAAAAGUCCAAUGUUUUGGAGAAGAUGUCUGCAUUAGCGUUCCAGAUGUGGAUGCCUAUGUGAUGGUGCUGCAAGCCAUAGAGCCCAGGAUCACCAUUAGUGGAACAGACCACCUUGUGAGGCCAGCUGCCCAGUUUGAAAAUGCCAGAGGGGUGGCUCUCUUUCCUGAUGUCAAGAUUGUGAGCACCCUUGCCAAAGCAGAGCCACCAGGAGACUGGAAGGAGGAAGACCAAGCCCCAAAGCAUGUGCUCUUAGAAGAGAUGCUCCACAACCUGGACUUCUGUGACAUUUUGGUGAUGGGGGAAGAACUCAAAUCUGGACAGGAGUGCUUAGAGCUAGACUACGGUGAACUGCAGGAAAGACAUCUGGAUGCUACCAACUCCACAUCAGGUUAUUCUAUCUAUGGUGUGGGCACAAUGAGCAGCUAUGAGCAGGUCCUUCAUCAAGUCCGCUAUCGCAAUUGGCACCCAGCCAGCCUGGAUGAUAGAAAGUUCCAGAUCAAGUGUUCUGAGCUCAAUGGACGCUACACUAGUAAUGAAUUUAACUUAGAGGUGAAUGUUCUGCAUGAGAUCAACCCAGACACAGAGCACGUCAACCACAUGGUUGUGCAGCCUCAGUUCCUCCAGUCCGUCCACCAUUCAGAGCCCGAAAUAAGUAGCAUGCGUAAUUCAGUCAUUCCCAGCAUUGCUACGGUGGUCAUAAUUGUCUGUGUUGGAAUGCUGGUAUUUGUUGUAGCCAUGGGUGUAUACCGAAUCCGAGUAGCACACCAGCACUGCAUACAGGAGAGUGAAUCAUCUAAAGAGAGUGAAAUGGAUUGGGAUGAUUCUGCACUUACUAUCACGGUCAAUCCCAUGGAGAAAUAUGAAGAACCUGGCCAUGUGGACGAGGAAAGUGAGGAAGAGGAGGAGGAAGAGGAGGAAGCAGAAGACAGUUCCAGUGAUGACUCAGAUGACAGUGAGGAAGAGGAGGAAGAGAUUGGCAAGGGCAGAAGUGGGCAGAAUGGCCCCAGGCAAGCCCAGCUGGAAUGGGAUGAUUCGACACUCCCUUACUAGACUAGCCCAUGGUCCCAGGUGUAUCCCUUUUGUAAACACCAAUACAAUGUAUUCCUGAGUCCAGUUACACAGAGACUAUGAAUUUGAUGACAGGAUUUGGAUAGCCCUGCUUAGCCCAGCUUCAUAAAAUGUCUUGACCCUUUGCUCCUAGGGGCUGAGAAAGCCCAGGAAAGCACAGAUGACCCAGAUAAGUCCCACAUUGUCAGUGAGAGCUCUAGACUUAGCUUGACCAUCUCUUCUCACCAAAAGCCUCUCUCCAUUUCCUACGGGCUCACCAAAUCCCUGUCAUUCAAUCCAUAGAGUUUUGCCUUUGCUAUUUUUUCAUAUAGAAAGGUUCUCCGCUUCUGAUGUUCUUUAUUUCUGCCAGGCCAAAUGCUCCCUCUUGCCCUGUGUGUCUGACUAAGGAUUCUACUUUGAUCACAGUCCAGCAUUGUGAUUGGGUGAGUGGCAGUGGGUAAAUUACGCCCAUGGUUGCCUCUUCUUACCUCUUUGAAAGGCCAGUGUUUUAUGCAGAAAGGUUGUUUGAACAUCAUAACCCAAGUUUAUAUUGUUAAGGAGACAAGAUACACUUAUUAUAAAGGGAUUUUUGGGGGGGUGAGGGAGGGAGAAGGAGGAAGGUAUUACCUACCAUCUUCUCUCCAGGGCCUAUGUUAGCUUCUACAGAAUAUCAAUAACAAAGGAUCAUUGUUUAUUGUUGGUCAUGGGCAGUAGAGCUGACCUCCAGCCAUAGAUGCAAGACCCUACAUUGAGCAUUCACAGAUCUGUGGAGUUGUAUUGCUGCAGAAUCUGACUGCAUAAUGCUACCCCAGUGGGGAACCAUGGGUGCUGAGACCACUGUUUCUACAGAUUAGAAUUUAAGGAAGAUGGGAAUGAAAACAAAAUCUAGGCAAGAGAAAAUGUUUCAUUUUGCCUGCUGUAGGAUUACACAACAACAGCUAGGAUUUAUAGGGAGGACAGAGGUGAGGAAGGUGGCCAAUAAAAUAUGAUUGCCUGUUGGUUGGGCCAUUAUCUUUUCAGCCAAAUGGUGGCACAGAAUUUUGAAAAACACAUCACCCAGUAAAUAUACUCUCCUUUGUAUCACGGUCCCCAAGUCACCUUAUCUCCUCUUUCUUGCUGCCUUUUCUUUUGAUAAGUGGGCUUCUCAAAGAAUAUUAGGACAUGGAUUGAAAUGCCUGGAAUUAAAAAUGAAAGCUUAGAAAUAUAACAGCUUAUUCCUCCCCACCACCACCACUCUGCCCAAAAAAAGUACCAAAAAUUAGGAAGAAAGCAAACACAACAGUACAACCUGCUAAGUCUGGGGGGUUUUUUCUCCCUCUCUUUUUUUUAAUGUAAUGAAAUCUUUUUGAUCGCCAACAUAUCACAGACACCUAGUGAAGCAACUGUUGCCAUGGUAACUAGUCUAGAAUCUUUUGUAGCCAACAGAAUAGCAAGUGUGGAUAUGGAAACACUGGUUGACAACCUAGAAGACUCCCUAAGAACUUGAAUUUUGGUUCAUUCCCACUACUUAGCUUUUGCUUUCUCCUCUCUCCCCCUGCCACUAUGUUUUCAAUCUUAAGUGAAGCUUCCCAUCAUCCUCUGCCCCUUACAGAGAGGCAUCCUGAUAGGUUCUGUAUGGGAGAAAAAUGAUCAAUUAACUUUUGAGGUUUAGAUUUAAAGACUAGCCAAGGAUCUUUUCUGGUUAUGGUGUCUAUACCCUUCCUGAAAUAAACUACAUUUAAAAUUUUUGAAGUUUUUAAAGGUCUUCUAGGGCAUCCACCAAUGCCAAGAUCCCUAACAAUAGAUCUCUAUGAUCUUCUCACAAAAAUUUGGGUUUAUUAGGACAAGUCUGUGAACAAAAAGUCACCACCACCAUACUAGUAUGGCACCUUGAAUCUUGCAAAGCAUUUUUCAUGUCCAUUAUCAGGCAGGUAUUUCCAUAUUCCUACCAUUUUACAAUUCAGGAAAUUAGACUGAAGUUAGAAAUUGGUGACUUGCCCAAGGUCACCCGGACCUAAAAUGCUCAUCUCUUCACUCUCACCUGGCUCUCUUUAUAUCACAGCACACUUUCUAGGUCUGGCUGGGCACCAUUGACAGCUCCUAGAUCAGAUGAGAUAAUAUUUAUAAAGUGCUUGAAUACAUAGUACCUGGCCCAUAGUAGGUACGUAAUAAACAUUUGUUCCCUUCCCUUCCCCUUCUUUGAGAAAAUCCUUUGGAAGAACAGAAAGAUUGGGUUUCAAUCUCCAUUAAGUAGAAAUAGACCCUUCUAUUUUAAAAGUGCAUAAUAACCACAUAUUCAGGUCUGAUCUAGCAGGAGGUGAAUGGGGAGGGGGAGAGAGGAAUCUAUAAAAGUCAUUCUAUCCUUCCCAAUGAAUUAUUUGGAGACAAAUGGAUUCAAAUACAACUGAAUUCUGAAUUUUCCAGCAAGUAAAAUGAAUAAAUAAUAACUUUAUUUUUAAAAA
Messenger RNA from Phascolarctos cinereus (koala), 5517 nucleotides. RefSeq names its product calsyntenin 2 (gene CLSTN2). The record is from RefSeq and is a predicted model, not a curated record. Gene Ontology annotation, biological process: positive regulation of synapse assembly; positive regulation of synaptic transmission; homophilic cell-cell adhesion. Gene Ontology annotation, cellular component: postsynaptic membrane; cell surface. Lineage: Eukaryota; Metazoa; Chordata; Mammalia; Diprotodontia; Phascolarctidae. Gene Ontology annotation, molecular function: calcium ion binding.